Messenger RNA from Macrosteles quadrilineatus (aster leafhopper), 4103 nucleotides. RefSeq names its product protein transport protein Sec31A-like. Gene Ontology annotation, molecular function: protein binding; structural molecule activity. The transcript has 25 exons. Bases 73 to 4011 code for a protein of 1312 amino acids. Gene Ontology annotation, cellular component: endoplasmic reticulum exit site; COPII vesicle coat. NCBI's taxonomy places the organism in Eukaryota, Metazoa, Arthropoda, Insecta, Hemiptera, Cicadellidae. The record is from RefSeq and is a predicted model, not a curated record. Gene Ontology annotation, biological process: endoplasmic reticulum to Golgi vesicle-mediated transport; COPII-coated vesicle cargo loading; intracellular protein transport.
CCACGUUGGAAGACACUGUUGUAUUUUAGGACGUAAGCACUUCUGUCAUCCGACAUCCCAAUUAAAGUCAAGAUGAAAAUAAAGGAGCUGGACAAAACUGUUAACCUGGCCUGGUCGCCAGCCGGCCAGUCAUCUAUCAUGCUGGCGGCAGGCACGGCAGCACAACAGUUGGAUGCUUCAUUUAGUACUUCAGCUACACUAGACAUUUAUGGACUUAACUUGGAAGAACCGGGCCUUGAUUUGGAGUUGAAAUCCAGUAUACAGAGCCAAAAUAGGUUCCACAAGUUGGUGUGGGGCUCGUGUGCCGGAGGAGUGAUUGUGGGAGGUUGUGACAACGGUCGUCUGCAGAUGUACAACUCGGGGCGAGUGUUGGCUGGGGACGACGGACUACUCUGCGCUCCCGAGAGACACACUGGACACGUCAAGGCUAUUGACUUCAACUCAUUUCAGACAAACUUAUUAUCGAGUGGUGCCUCUGAUAGUGAAAUAUUUAUCUGGGAUUUGAAUAACGUGAAAACUCCGAUGACACCUGGAGCCAAGUCUCAGCCUGCGGAGGAAGUCAUGUGCUUGGCUUGGAACAAACAAGUUCAACACAUCCUGGCUUCGGCCUUCGCCACUCGCUGUGUUGUGUGGGACUUGAGAAAGAAUGAGCCAAUCAUCAAACUUAGUGACAGCAAUUCAAGGGUGCGGUGGAAAGAUGUUGCUUGGCAUCCGGAUAUAGCCACACAGCUGUGCCUGGCCUCUGAGGAAGACUCCAACCCUGUCAUACAACUGUGGGACUUGCGCUUCGCCACCACGCCAAUCAAGACCUUCGAGGGACACCAGAAAGGGGUGUUGUCGAUUGCUUGGUGUGCGCAAGACCCAGAACUCCUGGUCAGUUGUGGCAAGGACAGUCGUAUCCUCUGUUGGAACCCUGCAGCAGCUCAACAGGGAGACGAGAUAGUGUGUGAGCUGGUGACAAGCAAUCAGUGGAACUUUGAGGUCACUUGGUGUCCUCGCAACCCGAGUCUCAUAGCUACGUCCAGCUUCGACGGCCACGCCAGCGUCUUUACUCUGGUGGGUGGCCAACAGCAGAUGCAGACAACCAACAAGAUUGCAGACUCGUUCCCAGGAAUGGAUCAGUUUGCAGAGGCACCUGUAGUUCAGCCUCCGCAGCAUUCUCACGUCGCCGUGGAACUUCGUAAGGCUCCCAAGUGGCUCAAACGGCCGGUCGGAGCUUCUUUCGGGUUUGGUGGCAAGCUGGUGACGUUCAGUGGUGCAGAGGGAGGCGCAGUGCACGUCUCUCAGGUGGUGACAGAGCCCACUCUGCUGGAGCGGUCGUGUCGUCUGCAACAGCUGUUGUCUUGUGGUCAGCUGAAGGACAUCUGUCACAGCAAGAGUGACCCGGUGUGGAGUUUUGUGGCGGCCAGUCUAGAGCCUGACUGUCGUACGGCCAUGCGCACUCUGCUAGGCUUUACUCAGGAACAACUAGAGUUGAACAAAUACAUUGGACAACCAGUAAAUGCCAAGUUGGGUGAUAUUGAUGGAGCUGAGGACUUUUCAGUUUUAUCUCAGGAUGGAUCUGAUGACGAAGUAAGACUGAUGAACAACUCGUCGUCUGGUCUAGAUUCAUUUAACAUUGUACAAAAGAAUGUGAACCAGUUCAACUCAUUCAGUAAAUCUGAAGAAAAUUCCUUUGAGAAAAAAUCUCCAUUCAAAAUAAAAAUUGGAGAAGACAAGGAGGGUGUGAUAUGUAGAGCCCUGCUGGCUGGUAACCUGGAGCUGGCUGUAGAUCUGUGUGUACAGGAGGGUAGAAUGACAGAUGCUAUCAUACUGGCACAUACAGCAGGACCUGACAUACUAGCUGCUACUCAGUACAAGUACUUCCAGCAAAACCAGAACUACCUGAGCCAGCUGUUGUCGGCUGUGGUGACCAAGGACUGGACCCAGGUUGUGUCUGCAUGUGAUCUCAGCAGCUGGGCCGAGGCUCUGGCGGCCAUCCUCACCUACGCCUCCGACGACCAACUGCCUCACCUCGCUGAGAGGCUGGGAGAUCGUCUGGAGAGGGAGGGAGGAGCCGACAGCCGUCGCAACUCUGAGAUCUGCUUUGUAGCGGCCGGACAACUUGGCCAUCUCAUACAGAACAGGAUAGCGUCUGAUUUGUCCACUGAGGCUCUACAAGAACUGGUAGAGAUGGUGUUGGUGGCCAAGAGAGGUAACAUACAAGACAGUGGCACUGCUCACCUGGUUGACAGAUACGCCCAGCUACUGGCCGCUCAGGGAGAGUUUAACACUGCGCUGGCUUACCUCAGCACUUCACAAGAGGAGGAAAUUGAGGAACUAAGAGAACGUUUGUAUGUAGCAAGUGGACAGAAGCCGUACCCAGUCCCGACAACACAGCGAACCCAGCAGAAUUCCUACUAUCAAAACACGGCACCAUCAGGGUAUGCUAAUAGCUACGGGAAACAAAUGAAUCAAACAAAGCAGCCAACGCCUUUCAACCAGCCGUCGUCCUGUUUCCCUCCAGCCAACCAGCAGACUCGGUCAUCUUCCAUCCCCUCCAUCACUCCUCCUCGAAAGCCCUCCAUCAGCAACCCUCUGAUACAGAACACUGUGCCUUCCUCUUCUGCUAACUACACACCAUCCUCCAUGUUCCCCACCCAGCCUCAAGCUCCUCCUGCUAAUUUCUCCACCUCCUCUGCCUUCGCCCCUCCGUCGACACAGAAACCCUUCCAGCCUCCGCCGACGUCUCGUACUCCUGUCCACUUCAACUCUGAACCACCCCCCGCCAACGCUGUACCUCCAUCCACGUUCUCUCAUAGGAGUAGUCCCAGCCCAUCUUUAGCAGGAGGGCGCAAGUACGUUGUGGACCCCUCAGUAGCAGGUGCAGGCGCAGGCUACGGUCGGACAGCAACAUUCAACAGCAACCCGUACAGUCAACCGUCUCAACCUUUCAACCCACCACCUUCUCAGAUCUUCAACCCUCCACCAUCACAGUCCUUCAACCAAACUUCAUCUCAAUCGUUUAAUCCGCCCAACUCUCAACCAUUCAAUCCUCCGCCUUCUCAAUCAUUCAAUGCACCACCUUCUCAACCGUUUAACCCUCCGCCUUCUCAAUCAUUCAACGCACCACCUUCUCAACCGUUUAACCCUCCACCUACUCAAUCAUUCAACCAGCCCAACCCUCAACUAUUCAACCCACCUUCGUCCCAACCAUACAAUCCUCAAGCCUCACAACCUUUUAAUCCUCCCCCCUCUCAGCCCUUUAACUCUCAAUCCUACAAUAGUCAGAGUUCUGACAUGUUCAACCCACCGGGAGCUCCACCACCAAUGUUCAAUCAUCCAGAGCCAAAGUUGCCGCAGCAGUUUGUUCCUCAGACUUCUGCUGCCCCUGGCUGGAAUGACCCUCCUACUCUGACCGCCUCCAAGAGAGCUCAGCCCAAGGAGGUACACCAGCCGCCGCCCAUCACUCACCCCCUGUUUGCGACAGCUCCGCAGGACGUUCCGUUACAGGGUCCACCUCCACCAAUGCAGGGUAUGGGUAUGCAGAGUAUGGGUAUGCAGCCCCCAAGCAUGGAUGGUGUCCCACAGCAGCAGGGGUAUGGCUAUCCCCCCGCACCUGCCCCCGUAAUGGCUGCUCAACCACCCGCUCCAGUGGCCAAAGUGGCUGAACCCCCUCGGCCGAAACCCCCACUACCUGAGGAGCACAUGUACUUGCAGACAGUGUUCGAGGAGCUGCGUAACCGAUGCACGUGUGCCGCCAACAACCCGCAACUUAAAAGGAAACUUGAGGAUGUCGCAAGAAAAUUGGAAGUGCUUUACGAUGCACUACGGGAAAAUAAGAUGUCCAGUACGACGGUGGGCAGCCUCCACCAGCUGGUACAGAUGGUCCAGAACGGAGACUAUACCGGAGCUCUACAUCUCCACACACAACUAGUCUCCGGGCCUGACUUCUCACAGAUCUCCUCGUUCAUGCCUGGUCUUAAGGUGCUCAUACAGUCGGCCUUGCAGCUCGGAGUGUAUCUACAAUAGUAUUAUCAUCAUUCUUAUUAUUGUUGUAUUGUAUAGCAUUAUGUAAUCAUUUGUAAAUUAAUAAAGAUAUUUUAUUGAUUUUGUCAUAUUGA